Pristis pectinata (smalltooth sawfish) is the source of this 2244-nucleotide messenger RNA. RefSeq names its product neuronal acetylcholine receptor subunit alpha-10-like. Lineage: Eukaryota; Metazoa; Chordata; Chondrichthyes; Rhinopristiformes; Pristidae. Gene Ontology annotation, biological process: nervous system process; regulation of membrane potential; chemical synaptic transmission. Gene Ontology annotation, molecular function: transmembrane signaling receptor activity; acetylcholine-gated monoatomic cation-selective channel activity. The record is from RefSeq and is a predicted model, not a curated record. Gene Ontology annotation, cellular component: synapse; postsynaptic membrane; neuron projection. Bases 1 to 2244 code for a protein of 747 amino acids. The transcript has 5 exons.
AUGUCCUGCCUCCGGCUCCGGUUCCUCCUCCUCCUGCUGCCGUGCUUCGGGCCGCCGGGUUCGUUCCCUCGGCAGGGGGAUGGGGUCCCGGAGCGCGGGGGAUGGGGUGCCGGAGCGCGGGGGAUGGGGUCCCGGAGCGCGGGGGAUGGGGUCCCGGAGCGCGGGGGAUGGGGUGCUGGAGCCCAGGGGAGGGUCCCGGAGCCCGGGGGAUGGGGUCCCGGAGCGCGGGGGAUGGGGUCCCGGAGCGCGGGGGAUGGGGUGCUGGAGCCCAGGGGAGGGUCCCGGAGCCCGGGGGAGGGUCCCGGAGCGCGGGGGAAGGGGUGCCGGAGCGCGGGGGAUGGGGUCCCGGAGCGCGGGGGAAGGGGUGCCGGAGCGCGGGGGAUGGGGUCCCGGAGCGCGGGGGAUGGGGUGCUGGAGCCCAGGGGAGGGUCCCGGAGCGCGGGGAUGGGGUGCCGGAGCGCGGGGGAUGGGGUCCCGGAGCGUGGGGGAUGGGGUGCUGGAGCCCAGGGGAGGGUCCCGGAGCGCGGGGAUGGGGUGCCGGAGCGCGGGGGAUGGGGUGCUGGAGCCCAGGGGAGGGUCCCGGAGCCCGGGGGAGGGUCCCGGAGCGCGGGGGAUGGGGUCCCGGAGCGCGGGGGAAGGGGUGCCGGAGCGCGGGGGAUGGGGUCCCGGAGCGCGGGGGAUGGGGUGCCGGAGCGCGGGGGAUGGGGUGACGGAGCUCCGGGCAGGGUCCCGGAACCCAGGGGUUGGGAUUCCGGAGUGCGGGGGAGGGUCCCGGAGCCCGUAGGAUGGGGUCCCCAAGUUGGAAGAGUGGCCCCGGCUCCCACAACAGCGGGGGAGAUCCGGCGGGGGGGAAUGGACACGCGGGGUAGCAGGGGCACACACCCAGCCAGUGGGAGGAUUGCCCGGCAGCUGCUCCGGGACCUGUGGGCGAAUUACUCCAGUGUCCUGAGGCCAGUGCUGGACACGGAGCAGGUCCUCAACGUCACCCUGCAGGUCACGCUCUUCCAGAUCAUCGACAUGGAUGAAAGGAACCAGGUUCUGACCACCUACCUGUGGACCAGGCAGGUGUGGAGAGAUGCCUUCUACCGUUGGAACAAGGAAGACUACGGUGGCCUUGACAACAUACGUGUACCCAGCAGUUACCUGUGGAGACCUGAUAUCGUCCUGUACAACAGCGUUGACUACUUCACCGGCCCGGCGGACACGAACGUGGUGGUCCGACACGACGGACUGGUCACCUGGGACUCUCCGGCCAUUGUACGGAGCUCGUGCCGGCUGGACGUGCGCUGGUUCCCGUUUGACAGGCAGCGGUGCCCUCUGACCUUUGGCUCCUGGACGCACGGGGGGCAGUUGCUAGACCUGUGGCCGGGCGAGAGGGGGGCGCAGCUGUCGGACUUUGUGGAGCACGUGGAGUGGGAGGUGCUGGGGAUGCCGGCCCGGAGGGAGUUGCUCCACUACGGAUGCUGCUCGCAGUCCUACGCCGAGGUCACCUUCACCCUGGCACUGCGGCGACGACCAGCUUUCUACCUCCACAACCUGCUGCUGCCCUGCGUCCUGCUGUCCACCCUCACCCCCCUCACCUUCCACCUCCCGGCCCCCUCUGGCGAGAAGGUCUCCCUGGGCAUCACCCUCCUCCUGGCCUUCACUGUCUUCCAGCUGAUGGUGGCCGAGAUCAUGCCCCCGGCCGAGAGCCCGCCCCUCAUCGGGAGGUACUACAUCGUCACGAUGGCCAUGAUCACCACCUCCACCGCCAUGACUGUCCUGGUCAUGAACAUCCACUACUGUGGUCCUGAGGCCAAGCCGGUUCCCCGCUGGGCCAAGGUGCUCAUCCUCGGACACCUGGCCAGGGUCCUCGCCGUCCACGAGCUGGGUGAGGGCUGCAGGGGGGGGCUGGAGUCCGGCCAUCGGCUGCUGGGGGAGGGGGAGGCCCCCGGCGAGGAGGACGAGGAGGAAGGAUCCGAGGGAGCGUUCCACCACACCAAUCCUCUCUGCGUGGCGUCCAGCAGCGCCCCGCACAGGGAGGUGGAUCAGGGCAGCGGAGGCGGUGGAAGCUGCCCGCACCACUGGCAACAGCUGGCCAGUGACGUUGCAUUCAUCAGCAGCUGUGUCCGGCAGCAGAGGGAGGCUCAGCGACAGGUGUCCGAGUGGAGGAAGUUGAGCAGAGUGGUCGAUCGGCUCUUCACCUGGACCUUCACUCUGAUGGUCACUGUGAUGAGUGUUUUCAUCACUGCCCAAAUGCUGUAG